AUGCACCAUAUCCGUAACGCCUUUAGCUCUAUAACUUCCUGUUCGCGCACCAGAUCCUCGGCUUUUCCUACAAUUUACGCCAGUCUACGGGCUUCAUUAACUCCCGAGCUAAUGGCUCAGAUAUACAGAGGUGCUUUGGAAGUCUGCUUUUCAAAUUCUUCUUUAGUACUAAGUAGAGGAAACUGUGAAAGUAAUAGCCAAUCGAUUUCUGGACAUUAUACUCUCAGCCCUUCAAACCUGGACUGGCUGCGACAGUUGUUUGCUCCAGCUAGCUUGCCAAGCUUUCUGGUCCCAUGCUCACAUGUAUUUGUUAACUUAUGUAAUGCUAGUCAAGUUAAACGUCGUCGAGCCGAGCUUCAUGACGAAAAUGUAUCCGAGAUUCUUUCAGGCCACCAGACCAUAGUCUGUCCAGUCUGUCGAUCACAGCCAUCUACCACUGCGGCAGACGACAGUCGCUCUGAAUGUCGCCCAAUCGGCAAGCGUAGCUAUACCUCUUCAUUUCCAGAAUAUUGUCGCUUUCAUCUGGUCAACAGGGAACAAGUAUGCUGGAGUCGUGCUAGCCUUCUAGAUGGUUCUCAUACCCGAUCCCAUUUUUCGUACAAAGACGAUGAGAGUAGCAAUAAGACACUUGCGCCUUUAGAGCGCAUAUACCACCAUGAAGAAGGACAAAGCCAUUCGACGCAAGAAGAUUUGGAACCAGAGAAUGCAAAGGGAGAAAACGAUGAUGAAGAUGAAGAGGAUGAUGAAUUUGAUGAAUAUUCGGAUAUGAUUAUCACCUCGACACUCUGGCCCUGUGACAGUAAUGAGGUUGAAUUUGAAGACACUAAGCCUUUGGAACAAAGGCAUUUUCGAAUUCCCUUGUCUCCUACAUAUACUGAUGAAUGGCGUGACUUUUUCAUCAUCAAGCUGAAUGAGUAA
Protopolystoma xenopodis is the source of this 918-nucleotide messenger RNA. NCBI's taxonomy places the organism in Eukaryota, Metazoa, Platyhelminthes, Monogenea, Polystomatidea, Polystomatidae. The record is from the annotation of a GenBank genome assembly.